Achroia grisella is the source of this 1863-nucleotide messenger RNA. Its product is annotated as DNA (cytosine-5)-methyltransferase 3B-like. The transcript has 3 exons. Gene Ontology annotation, molecular function: chromatin binding. Gene Ontology annotation, cellular component: chromocenter; nucleus. NCBI's taxonomy places the organism in Eukaryota, Metazoa, Arthropoda, Insecta, Lepidoptera, Pyralidae. The coding region runs from base 1 to 606 and encodes 201 amino acids. The record is from RefSeq and is a predicted model, not a curated record.
AUGCGAUACUAUUGCGUAGAAGCGUCGCGGUUGACAUAUUAUGGAGACGGAAGUGUCGUGAGGAAUCUAACCGCGCGUGUGUCAGUAGAGGGGCGGAGGUCGGAGGAGGGCGCGGGCGAGGGCGGGCGGCGGUUCUCCGCGGGCGACGUGGUGUGGGGCCGGUGGCGCGGGUUCGCGUCGUGGCCGGGCGUGGUGCAGGCGCGCGGCGCCGACGGCCGCUGGCGCGUGCGCUGGUUCGGAGCCGCCGCCGCCGCCGCGCUGCCCGCCGCGCGCCUCCUCACGCUCAGCGAGGGGCUCGAGGCGCACCACGCCGCGCGCUCCAACCUGCGCAAGAGUAGGAAAUUGAACGUGCUCCUAGAAAACGCUAUCCAAGAAGCGAUGGCUGAGCUCGACAAGAAGAGCGCUCGUGGUGCAGGGGCUGCGGUAGAAGGGGAAACGAGCACGGUGGAAGACUUGGCGGAGGCGGCCACUAGGACGGAGGCGGACGAGGAGUGCGCGCAGGGAACUAGAACCCGCGCCGCUCGCGCCCGCACUCGUCGCCGCAGAAAGAAAGCCGUCAACCCGGCUAAGCCCGCCGAAACUACACGAUUACGCAGUUCCCGAUGACCACGUUGCACACUGACGGUACGAUUAGUUUCUCAUUGUAUAGAGAUAACCACGCUUAUUAGCAGCGGAUCCUUAAAUUACGUAUCAAUUUUUUAUCGUACAUGCAAACUUUAUAACGCCUUAUUGUUUAAAAUAGUAUUCAAUAAUGCCGUUUAAUGAAAAAUAAUUAUGUCGAGUUGAUUGGUUGUUUUAUAAAAAGUCAUCAUUUCGAGGUAAGUACAUUAAUAAAUAAGAUAGCAUUUCUGUUGAGUGAUACAGUAAGUUGUUCCAAAAUAAGAAUUCUGCGAAGGAUAUUCUGUUGGUCAUUUUCGACACGAUGUAUGAAUUCUAACGCAUUGUUAAUCGAAUUAGGGUAGUUCAAUUUGACAUAAUUCAGAUGAAUGUUUAUUAUAGAUUAUUAUAGACUACAUUGGAAAAUUUUCAACAUGAAUAUGUAUUCCAUAUUGGGUGCUACCACAAAACGCCACAAAUAUCACUCGAAACUAGCUCAUGUAUAAUGAUAUUUAUUAAAUACAUAGGUAUUUGGAAUAUUUCUGCGAUUAAAUUGUAUCACAAUUAGUAUUAUCAGUAUUUAGAUGUUACUGAUACGUAGUUAACAUAGUAUAUUAAAACACUAGUUAGUGAAAUAUUGAGAUUGACUGUUUGGAAAUUGGAUACUAUUAUUUAUGUUUUUAAAAAGUACUAGGUAGUGAUUAAUCAUUCCGUAUUAUAUAUGUGGAGAUUCGUUAGGAUUUUAAAUAUCGUCUCUGUAAAAUGGUUUUAAAAUCGGAUCAAAAUUCCCUUUGGGCAUUAUAGGUUCCUAAUAUGUUUGUGGACAAGCUUCCAUGUAUGUAUUAUACUAUAAAUACAUACUGUAAAUUAGACAUUUACUAAAAUUUUAUAGUGUAGAUAAUAAUUAGGUGUGGCAAUUGUGAUUUUAAAUCAUUAUUGUUACAAGUUAUUUUAUAAGAAUAUUUUAUAAGAGAAGUAGAUUGAUGUCAAUGUAAUUAUUAUAAAUUAUUAAAUUGAAUUCCAUACCUGUCAUCGAUGUAUUGUACAAUUUAUGAUAAAAUGUAAAUUGAUAAGAAAUUAUGCUAUAUGUUGUGUAAAUUUAUGUGUUUUGUUAGAGAGUAAUAAGUAUAACAUGAUUUCUAGUCAAAAUAUUGAGCAUAUUAAAAUGUAGAUAUUAUAGAAAAGGUAACUGACAAUAACACUGGCCUGGCGUUCGUUGACAUCGCGUAAUACCUGUCGACAUUGUUUCGAUUACAUAAUAAAUAA